Ilex paraguariensis (yerba mate) is the source of this 270-nucleotide messenger RNA. The record is from the annotation of a GenBank genome assembly. NCBI's taxonomy places the organism in Eukaryota, Viridiplantae, Streptophyta, Magnoliopsida, Aquifoliales, Aquifoliaceae.
AUGGUGCCAACCAGGUACCUCUCUCAUCCUCUAUUCAAAAUAAUGUUAGAGAAGGCAUACGACGAGUUCGGGUCUGAGCAAAGUAAUGGGCUAGUGGUUCCAUUUAGUGUUACUACUUUCCAAGAGGUGGUAAAUGCUGUGGAGUGCUGCAAUGGAAGGUUUGAUUUUCGAAAUUUGGUUGAUGAGGUUAUCAAUGGCCUUGACCAUGAGAAAGAUAAGGUCAUUCAUGUCCCAGAAAUGCUUCUAAUUAUUUUUAGCAUUUGCAAAUGA